AUGUCCGAUUCCUAUACCAGAUCUUCCUAUUACUACAGUUCUUCAACCAAUACGGAUAAAGGCACCACCACUGCCACCGGACAUCGGUACUCUACCACUUCACACACCGAGCCGGAUGGAACGACGACUGUACGGACAGCGCAUCAAGAUUUGGGAGAAGUUCCUAUUAUUGAGGAGCGGCGCUAUGAUAGUUCUGGUCAAGAAGAAGUUGCUGAGCUAGCUCUUCCUGGUCCAUCGGGGUCGUCUGCUGGUGGAAUCAGGCGGAUUACAGAUCUUGAUGAGUAG
Penicillium verhagenii is the source of this 285-nucleotide messenger RNA. RefSeq lists its product as uncharacterized. The transcript has a single exon. NCBI's taxonomy places the organism in Eukaryota, Fungi, Ascomycota, Eurotiomycetes, Eurotiales, Aspergillaceae. Bases 1 to 285 code for a protein of 94 amino acids. The record is from RefSeq and is a predicted model, not a curated record.